This is a messenger RNA of Spea bombifrons (plains spadefoot toad), 1083 nucleotides long. Its product is annotated as olfactory receptor 5V1-like. The transcript has a single exon. NCBI's taxonomy places the organism in Eukaryota, Metazoa, Chordata, Amphibia, Anura, Pelobatidae. Gene Ontology annotation, molecular function: olfactory receptor activity; G protein-coupled receptor activity. Bases 157 to 1083 code for a protein of 308 amino acids. Gene Ontology annotation, biological process: G protein-coupled receptor signaling pathway. Gene Ontology annotation, cellular component: membrane. The record is from RefSeq and is a predicted model, not a curated record.
UUACAGGGCCCUUCAGCAAGCCAUGCUUUCUUGUGGUUGGAUCUUUUAUUAAGGCCGUUUCUUAGGUUGUUAUCUCAGUGAAUUGCAGAAAUGAAAUUGGUUGGUAUUAGAAUGUUCUGUUUUCUUGUUACAGAGAUGGGUUCCCAAAUAUAAUUUAUGAAAAUGGAGAACGAGAACCAAACUGUCAUAAAAGAAUUUAUUUUAAUUGGACUUUCUCGGGACCGGAGGACUCGAAUUCUUCUUUUUGUCUUGUUUUUGUUCAUGUACUUACUGACCAUUUUUGGGAAUAUUUUGUUAAUAUGCGCAGUUAUAGCCAAUCCUCGUAUACACACGCCUAUGUACUAUUUUCUCUGCCAGUUAUCCUUUCUGGAUUUAUUCUAUUCAACAAGUACUGUCCCCAAAAUGUUACUAGAUCUGAUUUCUACAAUGGGAGGAAGAAUAUCAUACAUUGGGUGUAUCGCACAAAUGAAUAUAAGUCUAUUCCUAGGACAAACGGAAUGUAUCCUGCUGGCGGUGAUGGCGUACGAUCGUUUCGUAGCGAUCUGCUUUCCCUUACGUUAUAUGGUUAUUAUGAGCUGGAGGAUAUGUAAGACUAUGUCCGUCAUUGUAUGGCUGGGGAACUUUGCUUGUGCCAUCCUUACUACAGUUUCAAGCCUACGUCCGAUCUGCAAAGGAAACCAAAUCGAUCAUUUUGUUUGUGAAAUGAUAGCUUUAAUGAAACUGUUUUGUGGAGAUAUUUCAGUUGAUGAAGCCAAAAUCAUUUUUGCAAGUUUCUUCACACUUUUAGUCCCUUUUGGUUUAAUUGUAGUUUCCUACACGUGUAUCAUAGCGUCCAUAUUGAAAAUCCAUUCUGUGGAUGGAAGGACUAAGGCAUUUUCUACAUGUGGUUCCCACCUGACUGUAGUAUUAAUUUUUUAUGGGACCAGUAUGUCUCUGUACCUGGGGCCAAAAAAAUUUUUUUCAACAAAAAACAAAUAUGUAUCAGUCUUAUACGGUGUUGUGACUCCCAUGUUAAACCCAUUGAUUUAUAGUCUGAGAAAUCAUGAGGUUAAAGUUGCAGUUCGGAAAGUAUGUAAUAUUUAG